Amoebophrya sp. A25 is the source of this 273-nucleotide messenger RNA. The record is from the annotation of a GenBank genome assembly. Lineage: Eukaryota; Dinophyceae; Syndiniales; Amoebophryaceae.
GAAGCGAGUGGCUAUCCACUACAAGGACCACAACGAAAACACGCUAGGCCCAGUGUGGUACACGAAGCCGCGAUCGGUGACGUCAAUAAUCCGUCGAUUCAAGUUCGGAAAGGACGCAUACUUCGGCUUCUCUGGACUGCGUGUGUCCCCUCAAACGUCACGGUUGGUCGCAUGGCAGUCCAACGUCUCGGCAGUGCCGCUACUGGCGCCGAUAGGUUCCACUCUAGGAGCAAAACAGCUACCACCGUUGUUCAACGCGGAGACAGACACGAC